AUAAUCAGGAAGACGUUUCCCUCCCUAUGUUCUCUCCCCCUGGAACAUAUUUAGGUGUCGAGACAGUGUUUGUUGUACAGGGCCCUGCGAUAUGGAUAGAACUUCUUGGACUGUGUGUGCCAUACAUGCGCUUGGGUAUCAUGGGAGAGCUUGCAUGACCAAAUGUACGUGCGAAGAGCUUCCAUGUCCACUCAUCACGUGGCUCAUAUCUGAACUGAAAUCAUCUUGCCUGGCCCCUGAUGCUAAAGGGAAGAACGCCACAGGAACUGUUCUUGCAGGGGAUCUGAGGGCAUAUCUGAAAGAGAUGUCCUGUCCAUACACUACACUAAUUUCAGAGACACUGACCCCAGCCAGCCUCAACCAGAUCACUGAAUUCCUGGUGUCAGAGCUACAAGCUGCUUACAUGAUUAAGUACAAAGAAAACCACCCAGAGGACAGAGAAUUAUGUUGUGAAUCUGUGAAAGACCGCAGAGAGGAAAUGCAAGAUGAAGGAGAGAUUUUGGGAAAGAUUGAAGAGUUUGUAAAACAAGAUGAUAAAGUGGCUAGUGAGGCAGAAGAAUCCAAGAUGGAGUUGUCUCUACUCCUUGAGGCCCUGAGUAUGGAUGCGUCUUCCAAGUUUAUUGAUUUAGAGAAUCAGGUGAAAUCAUCUUUGGCUAAGUUACCAGAAGGUGAUAUUCCAAAGCCAUUGCUGAAUAUUGAACUGAACUCUGAUCAGUGGAGACAAAUAGAAAAAUUGAAUGAAGCCCUUGCUACAGACUACAAAUGUCGGCGACAAAUGAUGAUGAAACGAUUUGAAGUCACUCUCCAAUCAUUUACGUGGGGUGAGAGAGGGAAGGAACGUGCAAAGGCGGCUGCGUCCCUGCCUCCCCUCUUGCCGUCUAGCGAGUCCCAAGUCUCCCUCUCCCGACUGCUGGCAGCUCGAGAGGAUCAGUCACGAAUACUGCCGGUCAGAGCAGGACCCUCGACAGCAGUCCAUAAGGUCUUAAUGGGCAGUGUACCAGACAGAGGUGGCAGACCUGGAGAGAUUGAACCCCCUAUGCCGGACUGGAAGAGAGAAAGGGCACAUGGAGACAAUUCACAGAGAAAAUACAGACCUAGAAAAAAGAGUCGGAAAUGACGAAAAAGAAGUAAAAGCCUCUAUCAUGUUCGAAUGAAGGAAGAUACAACAUUAUGUUAAUAUGAUGAAAUAUAACGUUUUUUUGACUAUACAAUUACGAUAAACAUGAUCGGAGGAGGGUGUGCAUUUCUAAAAUGCCAUGCAUUAAAUGGUAGCUCAAAGCUCUGUUUAGUUUCAAGGGACAUGAAGCAUUAUGUUAAAUAUUUUUCCCCUAAAAUAUUGUUUAAACUGACUACCAUUUUAUACACGUCUUAAUUGUACAUUUCAAUUAAAAAGACAUUGUGUACAUA
Molecule: messenger RNA, 1407 nt
Organism: Sardina pilchardus (European sardine)
Lineage: Eukaryota; Metazoa; Chordata; Actinopteri; Clupeiformes; Clupeidae
Exons: 8
Coding region: 92-1117 (341 amino acids)
Cellular component (GO): tRNA-splicing ligase complex
Source: RefSeq, a predicted model, not a curated record